Molecule: messenger RNA, 1881 nt
Organism: Carica papaya (papaya)
Lineage: Eukaryota; Viridiplantae; Streptophyta; Magnoliopsida; Brassicales; Caricaceae
Product: Heavy metal transport/detoxification superfamily protein
Molecular function (GO): metal ion binding
Source: RefSeq, a predicted model, not a curated record
CUGGGUCUGGCAGCUCAAGCUGUUUAUAACACGAGCUGUCUUGCCGCUCGAGCAAAGUGCAAAGCAAACCGCCUCUCUCUCUCUCUCUCUCUCUCUCUCUCUCUCUCUCCAAAAGGGAAGGGAAGGUUUAAAAGCAGAGCAGAAAACCCUGAAAGAGAGAGAAAGAAUAUCAGGCUAAAGAGAUUUUAAUGUUCACCAACCGCCUUUAAAUCUUUUUUCUUUUAUUCAACCAAACACGUCUUUAGCUUCACAAACACUUUCUUCUCGUCUCUACGAAUUCACAUCAUCUUCUUCUUUAAUUUCUCUGCGUCUUGAACAAUGAAUAAGUCAGAGAUUAUGAAGCUCCAGACUUUUGUUUUUAGAGUGAGCAUAGACUGUGAUGGCUGUAAACACAAAGUGAAGAAACUUCUCCAGAAAAUCGAUGGGGUGUAUAGUACCUCCAUUGAUGCAGAGCAAGGGAAGGUGAUGGUGACAGGGAAUGUGGAUCCAGCCAUAAUAGUCAAGAAACUCACCAAGUCAGGAAAGCAUGCGGAGCUAUGGGGAGUACAGAAAGCAAACCCAAACAACAUUCAGAAUCUCAUCAAGAGCAUGCAGCAGCAGCAGCAGCAGCAGCUCGGUCAUGGCGGAAAAGGCGCUCAAAAGGGUUCGAAGGAUCAACAAAAAGGAGGCGGCCACCAUCACCAACAGCAACAGCAAAUGAGAGUAUCUAGUAAGGAUCUGAUGAACAAGUUGCCAUCACUGAAGGAUCAGAAAUCCGUCAAGUUCGACUUGCCUGACGAUGAGUUUGAUGAGUUCGACGACGAGGAUUUUGACGAUGAAGAUGAGUUCUAUGAUGAUGAUGAGGAGGAGGAGUUUGUUCAUGGUCAUGGGCAUGGACAUCAUUUGCCAAACAAGAUGGUACCCAUGAUGGGUAAUGGGCAAAACGUAAUGAUGAUGAAUGGGUCUGCUGCAGGGAAUGGUAAAAAUGGAAAGAAAGGAGGUGUAAUUGACAUACCCAUACAGAUGAAGGGGAGUAGUAAAUUACCGGAGGGUAAAAAUGGAAAGGAAGGGAAAAAAGGUGGAGGAGGAGAUAAAAACAGUAAGAGCAAAGGCGGAGGAGGAGACAAGAACGGUAAAAAAAGUGAAAAAGAUGGUAAAAGUGGCGGCGGUGGAGGUGGAGGUGGGUUAUUAGGGUUCAUGAGGAGGAGUAAAAGUGGAAGAGAGAGUGGCGAUAGUAAUAACAAGGGUGGCUAUAGUAAAAAUAAGGGCAGUGUUGGCGGAGGCGGCAAUAAAGGCGAUGGGCCUAAGAAGGGCGGCAAAGGGGGCCACGAAAUGAGUGGCAAAAUAAAAAAUGCGUUCCAUGAAAUUGAUAUUUCCGCUCCUGGCAAAUCCGGUAAAGGCAAUAAUGGUGGUGGGGGCAAGAGUAUGGGCCAAAUGGGUAAUUACCCGAUGAAUCAAAUGGGUAAUUACCCGAUGGGAAAUGUUCCAGCGGUGCAAGGUCUACCUGCAGGUGCAGCAAUCAACGGUGGAUAUUAUCAAGGGAAUCCCUACAAUCAACAGUACAUGCAGAUGAUGAUGAUGAUGAAUCAACAACGUCCGCAUCCGAAUCCGAAUCCGAAUCCGAAUCCGAACGAUAUGUACCAGCCAAUGAUGUACGCCCGGCCUUAUCCGGCAGUAAACUACGCGCAUCCAACGCCAAUGCCGCCGCCGCCGCCUCCGGCCACCGAUUCGUAUACUCAUUUCUUCAGUGAUGAGAAUACCAAUAGUUGCAGUAUCAUGUAAAAAUUGGUAAGAGUAAUGGCAGAAUUAGGUUAUGUUUUUUGCUUUUAAUAUUUGGGAUAUGUGUUUUUAAUUUUGAAGUGGUGAGAUUAUACAGAAAUGCAAGGUUGAAAAUUGCAUUAA